UCUUCCUCAUUUGUUUGUAGAGAAAAAGAAGGAAACGGUGUGAGGGAUUGUGAGAUUGAAAGGAAACAAAACUUUAUCCGAAAAUGAGCAUCGGCGGCGGCGACUCGGUGGAGGCGGAGUACAUAAGGAGGCACCACAGGCACGAGCCCAGAGAGAACCAGUGCACUUCGGCUCUGGUCAGGCACAUCAAAGCCCCUGUGCAUCUCGUCUGGUCAUUGGUGAGGAGAUUUGAUCAACCCCAGAAGUACAAGCCGUUUGUUAGUCGGUGCACCAUGAAGGGGGACCUUGGCAUUGGGAGCCUUAGAGAAGUGAAUGUUAAAUCUGGUCUUCCCGCAACGACAAGCACUGAGAGGCUGGAGCUUCUUGAUGAUGAUGAGCACAUUCUUGGCAUCAGGAUUGUUGGCGGUGAUCAUAGGCUAAGGAACUACGCUUCAAUUAUUACCGUCCACCGUGAGGUUAUUGAAGGAAGACCAGGGACACUCGUUAUUGAAUCCUUUGUAGUGGAUGUGCCUGAUGGGAAUACCAAGGAUGAGACAUGCUACUUUGUUGAGGCUCUGAUCCGGUGCAACCUCAAGUCUUUGGCUGAUGUCUCAGAGAGGAUGGCUGUCCAGGACCGAACCGAACCUAUCAAUCAAUAGUGGAUUUGGGGGAUGGUACAGGAGUACGAUGGACUAUAGCUAUACCAACCAUGUGGUUUUUUUGUCUCAGAUGCUGUGUAGAGAUAGUACGAGCUUUCCUCCCAUUCACAGAAGCUUUGGGAACAUUGCUGCUUUUAGCAUUUCCGACUGAUGAACAUCCUUCCUACUCUCUUUCCAAUUGGUCUCGCAUCGUCUCUUCUCACUCUGGUAACGAUGAUGGGGUUUCUCGUAUUUGUGUUUCAAGGACGAGCUUUCUCGGUUUUUAUAAGCUCUCCAUGAAGGGAAAGGGAAAGCUACUGUGAGUUUUAUUGUUCCUGGGUUUCGUGCAUGGUGAUACCGAUGUUAGUACGACUCUGAUCUGUAAAUAUUUGUCUUGGAAAGAGAUGGUAUCUAUGGAAUUGGGGUUUUCAUCUCGUAGUACAGGGAGGAUUCAGGGCGUCGAGCUGCUGUUCCGUUGUUUGUGUGUAUAUACUUUAUGUAUUUGCAUUCUUAAUAAGUUAUUGUAAUCGCGUUACUUCCGUUU
Messenger RNA from Pyrus x bretschneideri (Chinese white pear), 1161 nucleotides. Its product is annotated as abscisic acid receptor PYL3. Bases 84 to 638 code for a protein of 184 amino acids. The record is from RefSeq and is a predicted model, not a curated record. Gene Ontology annotation, biological process: abscisic acid-activated signaling pathway. Gene Ontology annotation, molecular function: protein phosphatase inhibitor activity; abscisic acid binding; signaling receptor activity. Lineage: Eukaryota; Viridiplantae; Streptophyta; Magnoliopsida; Rosales; Rosaceae. Gene Ontology annotation, cellular component: cytoplasm; nucleus. The transcript has 3 exons.